Molecule: messenger RNA, 951 nt
Organism: Dromiciops gliroides (monito del monte)
Lineage: Eukaryota; Metazoa; Chordata; Mammalia; Microbiotheria; Microbiotheriidae
Product: olfactory receptor 10AG1-like
Exons: 1
Coding region: 1-951 (316 amino acids)
Biological process (GO): G protein-coupled receptor signaling pathway
Cellular component (GO): membrane
Molecular function (GO): olfactory receptor activity; G protein-coupled receptor activity
Source: RefSeq, a predicted model, not a curated record
AUGGAAUAUACGGAAAAAAUGGCAGACAAAAAUCUUACUAUCAUGGAAGAAUUUAUUCUUUUGGGAUUUUCUGAGAUUCCCAACUUCCAAGGUUUUCUCUUUGUUAUGUUUUUAGUCAUCUAUAUCAAUAUCCUGUUGUGGAAUGGUCUCAUCAUUUUAAUCACCAAUGUGGAACAAGCUCUCCAAACACCUAUGUAUUACUUCCUUGGAAACUUCUCCUUUGUGGAAAUUUGUUACACAUCAGUCACCCUCCCCAGAAUGCUUAUAAAUCUUUGGAGUCAGAAAAGAAAUAUUUCUUUACUCUCAUGUGCUACACAACUGUGUUUCUUUCUUGUUCUGGGAGUCACAGAGAGCUUCCUCUUGGCAGUUAUGGCCUAUGACCGUUAUAUGGCAAUCUGUAAGCCACUCUACUAUCAUAUAAUCAUGAACCACAAGAUAUGUGUCCAGAUGGUGAUUGGCUCUUGGGUCACUGGCAUUCCACUUUUAAUUGGGCAGACAUACCAAGUUUUCUCUAUGUCCUUUUGUGGUUCUAACAAACUUAACCAUGUUUUCUGUGACAUGCCUCCAUUAAUGAAGUUGGCAUGUGGAGAUACCUCUGGGAUUGAAUUCUUUAUUUAUAUUGAUUGUUUCCUGUUUGGUUUGAUUCCCUUUCUAUUGAUACUCUUGUCUUACACAAGAAUCCUCAGAACUGUCCUGAAGCUCCCUUCAAACACUGGCAGAUCCAAAGCCUUCUCUACUUGCUCAUCUCAUCUUAUAGUUGUAAGCUUAUUCUAUGGUUCUGGUGUCAUUGCAUAUCUGCAAUGUAAGUCUAGUUACUCAGGCAGAACAGAUAAGAUCUUCUCGCUCUUCUACACCAUUUUGACACCAAUGGUUAAUCCCAUGAUAUACAGUCUGAGGAACAAGGACUUCAUUGAGGCAAUGAGAAAACUAUUUUCUAAAUGUGUAAGGUAA